Messenger RNA from Camelina sativa (false flax), 1068 nucleotides. The record is from RefSeq and is a predicted model, not a curated record. NCBI's taxonomy places the organism in Eukaryota, Viridiplantae, Streptophyta, Magnoliopsida, Brassicales, Brassicaceae.
AUGACUCUGUUUCAAUCUUCGGAUCUUCAAGGUUCUUACACCAAGACGUACCCCAAGAAAGGAUGUCCAGGGCUGAUGCUUUUUCCGAAAAAAGGAGGUUGUGCGCUGUACAACACGGAAGAAGGCAAGAUCGAAAGGUACCUGGGAGACUUCCCCGGGCAUCGAUUCCUUGCAAACUCGGGUAAUUGGUUCUUGGUGUUAGAUUCUGAAUCCAAUUUAUAUAUCAUAGAUGUGUUUAGCCAAAAAAGGAUCUCUCUUCCGUCUCUAGAGUCGAUUAGGUCAAGUACUAGUAGUAUUGUCAAUCGUGUUGUGGGAGAUACAAGAAGAUUUGUGUGGAAAGAUAGUGAGCGUGUCUUCGAAGACCUGAGUUCUGAUCUUGUGAGGGGCCUUUUGUGGGUAGACGAGAGUGGCAAAGAGUUUGUUGUGGUGUGGUUCUUUGACCUCCCUGGCCACGCUUAUAUAUGCUUUUGCAAGCAAGGGGAUACUCAUUACACUGACAUUCCUCUAUUUCACCGAGACUCCCACUGGUUGGAUGGCUUAUCUGAAAUGGUACUACAGGGUUACCGUCUAUACAUCACUACAAAUCGUCGUUAUGUUCGGGUCCUAGAUCUAUCUGGACAGGAGCAAGGUUUCUACAAGGACAUCACCGAUGGUACACCAUUCCCAAUGCUUUCUCGUCAUGAAUCAUGGGACUCUAGCAUUGCGGUUACUACAUCAGGGGAGGUUUUGUUGGUUGAGAGUGAUCCAUGCAAUAGGACCUUCUUCCGCCUCUACAAGAAGAAUCUUAACAUGGAAAACCCAGAUGCCUCCAGCCACACGGUUCUUGAGGUAGAUUCUCUUGGUGGUGAGGCUCUGUUUCUUGACUUGGGUUUCACUGUUCCUGCUAACGCUUCCCUUGGUAUCGAACCAGACUCCAUCUAUUUUACCCGUCACUACCGUCCCUGCCAUUGCACUCGUCGUGACCUUGACAUCUGUGUGUACAAUCUUGCUAACAAGACCAUCAAACGCGUUCCUCUUGGCGACAUGGAUCUCAUGGAUGCUCGCUGGUUUCUCCGUGGUUCUACUUGA